AUGAUUUUUUCAGAAGCUGUAAAAACUUUUACAUUACUUUUUAGCUUGGAGAAGACGAUGAAUAUGUUCGACUUCAAAAAAUAAGUUUAGGAAUUAAAGAAGUUUCCAUGAACUUAAGAAACAUGUAAAUUAUAACAGAUCAUAACAUCUUAAAAUCAAGUUUCUAUUUAUAACUUAUAAUAAGUGAUUUGCUCUUAUCCUUUCUAAUAGGCAAGCAUUGAGUUGUUGAUUUCAGCUUUCUUUGAUUAUUUUAAACAUAGGUUAUUCCUUUUGGCUUUUUAUAGGGCACUUUAAGAAGUAAGUGAAUUAUAAGAAUACAGAGAAUUUUUAGGGAAUAGAAGUACCAGAAAUUUCAAGAUGACAAUUAAGUAAUCAAUAUAUAAUAAAUAAUAGUGGAAAUGUUAAUAAGAUUAUUGAAGAAUAAUAAAAAUAAGGUUCCAUACCGUUCUCAAAAUAAGUUAUAGAGAAAUUGUUAAUAGCUAAAAGAUUCGCUUGUUCUUACUUGAAGAGAUUCUUUUAAUUGGCGAUUGAACUAAAUGCAGAUUUGGAAGAGAUGUCAAAGAUUUUUAAAUAGUUUAUCAUACAUACUAGAUGCCAUAAAUUUUAAUAAUAAUUAAUUGAUUAAUUCUUUGAUUGCAAAUAGAGUAUAUUUUAUGACUUUCCAUGGAAGAAUAAAUAUGAUUUAGAAUUAGAUGAUUGUAAAUAAUUUUAUAAUUUUUAAGUUUGUAAAAGAUGGACGAUUGAGGUUACCCCUAAAUGGGUUUUAGAAAGAAAAUAAUCUAUGUCAUCUUUUAAUUAUAUCUAAACAGAAAAAUAAAUAAAACUUGAAUUAGAAGAUGAAUAUAUAACACCAGCCAGUAAAGUAGAGUCUGUUGCUGAUUAUGUCGAGAUUAUGUAGAAAAUAAUCUGUAAACCAUUAGAAAUGGUUUCUCAACAUGAACUACUUCAUCUACAUAAUAAUGAUAAUAUUGAGAUCCUUAUCAAAUUCAUCAUUAAUCCUCUUGAAAUGGAGCUCAUAGAUGAUUGGGUAUUUAUUAUAACACUAUUUAAGGGACUAAUAUUUUAAAGGAAAGAAAUAGAAAAAUAAGAUUACAAAACCAUUUUUAAAUCUAAUAUUAUACCUCUAGAUUAUCUUUAUACAAUUAGAUCUUUCAAAAGCCUUUAAUUUUUGACCUAAAAAAUUAAUCAUUCUAGAUUUUAUCUAACAAUUUAAGAAAUGACUCCUAAAAUAUGUAUUUCAUUUAUUUCAUAAAUUAGUUGAAUAAAUUCUAGAAAGUUUUAAUAUAGAAUCAAUUUAAUUGAAUUUAAAUCACUUAGCCAUGCUAAUAGACUAAUUAUUAUUGAUUUGUCCGAAAACAAGUAUAUUAAGAAUAAUUGAAAUGGAUAUUCUAUUUUUAUUGUUACUUUAUUCAAGUAAUACAUACAUAGAAUCUUUGUUAUUUGAUAUUUUAGACAUAACAGUAGAUAAAUAUUAACUGGGCUACUAUAUUUAAGAUUAAAUUUGGAAAUAUAUUAUGGAAACAAAAUGGAUAGAUAAUUUAAUUAAUUCUAUAUUUGAAAAGAAUUAUAAAUUUGGUAACAAGAAAUUUCCUAUCAUAGAAGAUAAUGAACAAAAAUCAUAAAUUCUUAAUAUUUUAUCAAAAUUUAAAGAUCAGUAAAAAUCUAUUGAAAUUGUGAAGAUAAGUGCAUUAGAUGAAUUUAUUGGACCUUUAGGAGGAUAAUCUGAUUAAUAAAAUACUGAAGAUUAAUUAUUACUACCUGAAAAUAUAACUUAUGCUUAAUUAUUAGAAUAAGAUAUUGAUGCUAUUAGAGCAUAUUUAGAUGAGAGAAGAAUAUAAAAAUCUAUUAAUUACAGUAGAAAAUAAAGUAGAAAAGUUGAAUCAUAGAUGGUGAGUUAUCGUUCUACAACUAUUUCACAUAAUCGUAAUAUGAGUUAGAAUGUGCCAUCAUUACCAUCAAUAAAUACUCCAAAAUCAGUUUCUAAUAAAUUAUCUGAAUUAUAAAAUGCUGUUAAUGAUUCAAAAUCAAAAAGAGGUAGUGUUGAAAAAUAAGAAAAAAGUACUAUUUCUAAAACAUCUUAAUGGGCAUAAACUUCUAGGUCUUCUUUGUCAUCAGAGACAGGAUUUUCAACUAGUAAAUUAAUAAUGCUUUAUCCAUCAGGAAAUCAAAAAACAAAUCCAAGUCAAUUUGAAAUAGAAUAAACAGAUUUUUAUUAUAAUCCAAAUACUUAUGAACAUCUAAUAAACUUGUUAGAAAAAAUUGUAAAUAUGAUUUCAAAUCAUUAAAUUAGAAACCCUAACAAUCAUUCAGCCUUUUAUAAUUUAAUUUUUAAUUAAGAAUUAGUAUUAAACUUAUUUAAAUUUUAUUUAUAUGAGAUUAAUUUAAAAAAGGAUACAUGUUUUCAAUGUGGUAGAAUUAUAAAUUCUAUUUAUUCUCUUAUAAAAAGAUUUGGAAAUUAUGAAUAAUAAGAAAUUUUUAGGGAUAUAUUUUUAAAAAUAAUAGAAUAUCUUAAUAAAGUUAUUAUCAACAUUAAUAGAUAAAAUUCUGAUAUUAAUUUUACGAGUCAAUUUAUUAUGUUUCAAACUAUUUGUAAUGGUUUUGCAAUAUUUGAACCUUAUGAUGCAACAAAAUUAAGUAAGAAUAUUUAUAAAUUCUUAAAUGAAACAAUCAUCCAUUUAUAUAUUAUAUAAUUCUUUAAGAGCAAAUAAAAUAGUUUAUACUAAUUUUAAUUUAUUGAAUUCAUGAAUUUAAUCUUUGAAAAGGCGCCGACAUACUUAUUAUAAAAUAUAUUAUUUAAUGUUGGAUUAAUUAGCUCCCUUUAUAAUGCAUAUACAACUUUUUACGCUAAUGGUUUCAAAAGCCACAGUUAUAAUGAAAGCUUAUUUUAUUAUAUUACAAAGUUAAUAAGGAUUAUACAUAGUAAUUUAAAUAAAAGAGAAUUGAAUGUAAUUUUAAGUUCUUUACAGCCUCUUGAUUCUUGGAAAUGUUUAAUGAAAACACUUCCUAAUAACUAGAUUAUAAAAGAAAAGAAAUUGAAAACUCAGGAAGUUGAAUUACAAAAAUUAAAUCUUGAAUCUUAAUAAAGUAUCAGAUAAUCUAUUUUAAAUGAAAGUAGAUCAUCUAUAUCCUUAUCAUUAAUUAAUAAUAAUAGAAAGUAUUAUAUUAUACUAUUUAUUUAGAUUAUCACAAAAAUAAUCAACUCCUUAAAAACUCAGUGCUAGAAUAUAAUAACUUUAAUAAAAAAAUCUAUCAGGUUAGUCCACAUCCUAACUAGCCUACUGA
Molecule: messenger RNA, 3282 nt
Organism: Paramecium sonneborni
Lineage: Eukaryota; Ciliophora; Oligohymenophorea; Peniculida; Parameciidae
Source: the annotation of a GenBank genome assembly